Molecule: messenger RNA, 24025 nt
Organism: Xyrichtys novacula (pearly razorfish)
Lineage: Eukaryota; Metazoa; Chordata; Actinopteri; Labriformes; Labridae
Source: the annotation of a GenBank genome assembly
GCAGUCUGGAUUGAAGGAUUUGCUUGGGGAGAUGUCUAUAUAAAAGGAAAGGUUAACUUUUUAUGGAAGAUGUUACCAGUGUCAUCAUAUUCUGACACUUUUCUUCAAAAAACUAUCUCCAUGAGUUAACUUCUAGUCUUUUUUUUACGUACUUCUACUUUUCCAGUAAGACAUGAACAAGCUGAAAUCAAAUUUAAAAAAAAAAAAACAAAAACAAAAAAGCAGCUUUUAAAAUGGAAUAGGAGAAAAAGAAUAAAGUAAGCAAUUUUGAUGGACUUUUCUACAAAAACAAAUCUCCUUUUCUGCUGUUACACAGUUCCCAAGUAUUAAGUCCAAGUAGACUAUGGUUAGAUUUUACAUUUCUAUACAAAAAGUCUGCAGUUGCUGUGAAAACUACACCUUUGUAGCAACUUUCAGGAGUAUUUUCAUUGCAUUGAGACUAUAUUUAGAUAAAUAAUUUACAUUAACAUGCCUUGCGAUUGGUGUCAGACAUUACUGCAAAUGGAUAGAAAAGUUCAUCAGUGAACUAAUUUUUAAAUCUGCAUUUUCCUUUUUAAUAAAAAUAAUCGCGGGGUUUUGUGUAGGGAUAGUAUUCAGAUAUUUUCCCCUCUUGCCUGUGAAUGGGCCAUUUGUUCCCAGAGGUUCGGUGCAGUCACAGAGAGGAAGGGUGUGAGUAUGGCUGGUAAACACUGCCACACAGCUGAGCAAGGAUGUGACUUAAGUCAGGAGGAAAUAAAGCUCUGAAUGCAAGAGGAGCACCUUGUCUUCAAAAUACGACUUUAAAAUGUGUCGUUCUAUUUCUUUUAGACAUUUCCAUGAUCAAAUUAACAAUAGAAAAAAGACAACAGCACAGACAACAAAGAAAUACAAUCAUUGUGCAGGAAAGUGGGAUUUUCUUCUGUGCCAUAAACGACGGAUCCACCAAAAAAACCAGACAUUCAUAUUAUCUCGUCCUUCAGCUCUUUCAGUUUUAUUUUUUAACUAAAACCCGAAGCAGGGUUAUCGAAACAUUGCAUUGGUUCCUGACGCGGGCUUUUAUUUUGAAAGUUCACAGCGGAAAUGGCGGUUGCAUGAUCUACUUGGGAGUGUUUGGGCUCACAGAUGAUCAGAAAAUGACCAAGAAACCCCCACCUGCGUUUUAGUGCUUGUAAAUUUUGCCCUGUCCAUUUAGGCUCUAUCGAAAGGUAGGUUUGUGUUUACAAAAAAGACUGUUAAAGCGACAGUUAAGUGCAAAGACAGCGGUUGCUGGUUGAAAAGCUAGUCAUUCUUCGUUUAGCUGUGGCAGUUUUGUGCUUUGCUUUUUCCUUUGUAAGACUAACAAGCUAUGAAACGUCAGCUAUGAAUAACUUUAAGCAUUCUUCAGUAAUAUUAUUACACACAGCUUUACUAGCAUCUGUGUCGUUGGAAAGACAGCUCAUGGUUUUAUGAGAGUGAUAGCUGUUAAGCUAACACCGUUAAGCGGGUUAACGCCAUCUAUGAAGAGUAUGACGCGCUCGUAUUCAUUGUGGUUGCCUGGUAACAGCGAAAUUAAAGACACAGUAACGUUCUCGAAUGUACAGUUAAUCAAUAUGAACCAUGAUCCAGACAUUCUUCACUUCUACUGUGUCACUGUACUUUACAAUGAUGUCAUUACGCUGAUUGAUACAGAUCAUUUGAGCUGUCGUGGUGCAGAAUUCUACAGCCCUGUUUUCUAGAUGGCUGACAACCUUCGUACAAUCGAAGUAUAAACAGAAUGUGAGACUUUUGUAAACUUUGAAACCUCAUGAAUGAGAAAGACAAAACAUGAACUAUUUCGACAGAAAAAAUGAUUAUAUUGGACUGGAAAUGAGAGAGAUCCAGCCAGCAUAUUAUAAAUGCCAAUAGCCAGCUUUGCUAAUGGUGUGGUGGUGCACAUAGCAUAGGUAGCAUGCACAGCUGUAAAAGCACCUGUAAUGCUGUGAAGUAGAUGACUUUUAGUCGAGGUCUUGCUUGUUUUAGCAAGACAAUGUAACCUUAUACAUGGUGUGUGUCUCCCCUUUUUUCGUUGUGACCACCUGAGCCAAGUCAUGACAAAACCUACAGCAGAAUGUCUCUUAUUUUAUAUUGAUAUUUGACCAUGGAUCUGCUGUGACAACAAACCAUGUGACAACGCCUGUCUUCUGUGUGUUUUUAGGGUACUCUGCCCCCCCACCUUAGUUAACCCCAAUUGGAGGGAGUCAACUCUUCACUGCCGAGCAAUUGCUGCCCAUCUGCUACUGUCAGUCAUUCCUCCUGCUGACUCUGUCCUGUGUUGUAGUGAUUACUAUGGGAUAGCACAGCAUCUUCUGUUCUCAGCUGGGUUGUAUGACUUAGCCAAAAAGAGAUGGAUGAUGAGCUUGGGAGCUUCAUCAAGGAGCGAAAGGCCAGAGUAGCAGAAGAUAAAGCCUGUUUGGAGCAAGACCCUCCUUACAUGGAAAUAAAGGUGUGUUGGGAUGAUGACUGUUGAGUAAAUGAAUCUGAUCUUGUUUUCUCAGACUUAGGUUAAGGUCCAGGAUUGUAUAUUUUCAUGACAAAAAAUAUCAACUUGAUCAGAUUCCUGAGCAAUCCUGACCUUGUGUUUAACCAUACACUUUGUGUGUGUAAAUAAAAUACACUAAGUUAAUGACGCAUUUCUUCUGUGUUCUUGUGUCACAAGAGAAAAACAUGACAACCAUCAAAUGUUUGUACUUUGUUUUUAACUUUGCAAUUCAAGAAAAAUCAUUUAAAAAAAACUUUUUGUAUGAAAAAACUACAGAGAUGAUCCUGUUGUGGUGAUAUUGUUGUGCCUUUUUUGACCUCAGAGGGUGUAUGGAUCUACUUCAAAGGAGAACAUACCUCCCAAGUCAACAGAACAGAGGAGAGGUAUGGUACAUAUUCAAAUAUCCCUCCUCUAAGUUUUCUAGUACAGUUCCAUUUCAGUUUUUUUGGGUUGAAUGAGCCAAGAUAGGUGAAAUCUAUCAGUUACCCCUGUCACAGAGCAAUGUGUAUCACUGUAGUUUUUGAUCUUCAAAGUAACAAUUUUCCUGUAUUGGCAUGAAACCCGUCGCCAUGUGUUGCUUUUAAAAACUGAUGAUUGUAUUUUGUCAGAGGAGAAUUGCAGUUUGGGUCUUCCCCUGGGUGUGGAGUAUGAGAGGAAGAAACAGAGGCUGCAGCAUGAGCUCCGUAUGGACUAUAGACGCUACAUGGCUCAGGUAACUUCCACAUACAUAACUGUUUACUUUGUAAAAGGCUGUUGCUGAACUUGAUGAUCAGUUCAGGGUGUGAUCCAGGUUUGUUGUUUUUUUUAUGUCACAUUAUUUCAUUUUUUUUUAUUAAGCUGGGAAGCCGAGCGCUUGAUGUUGUGCCAUCCAUGACCGCAUUGCAUCUGUGAUCCAGUUCUGUCACCCUAAGAGCACCAUUUUCUAGACUGAAUGUAUUGGAUCUCGUUGACGGUGUUUGUCCCGUUUUUUCUCAAGACUUUAUUCAUAUUAUUUCAUUUUACAAACAAAAACAAAUACCCCAAUAGCUCACCAGCCCUAAUCUUACAAAUAUGGAAACAGCUAAAAUAAAUACAUGCGUAAUUAUAUUACAGCAAAAGGGAAAAGUGCAAAAUAAUUUAGCUUACAGCUGUAAUUGUAGUGAAUAUAAAUCUAUACACAUACAGGCAAAUACUCAUAUAAUAAUAAUAAUGAUAAUAAUGUCUAAAAUGAAUAACAUUUCUCCUGUUUAAGGAGCAGCUAUGGCUCAGUAGAAGAGUUGGUUGUCUCCCAUUUGGAAUCUCGGAGAUUCAAUUCCAGGGCUGUCCACAUGCUGAAGUGUCCUUGGACAAGACCCCUGCCCCCAUGGGUGCAGCCUGUCAUUUGUGUGAAUGUGGUAUGGACUGACAUUAGGGUUUAUUGUAGUGAGCUUGUCCUGUAAGUUGUGUAAUACUUAAAAUAAAACAGUCUGAUACAAACAGAAAUGGUGUGAAUGCAGUCCAUACAAAGUUGCCAAAACUCCCUAGAGAGUUCAAUAUUAAGGUCCUGUUGCCAUGCCGAUAUUCUUGUUCCGAUGAAGGUAGACUGGUAUCUUGGAUCAUGAUGUAGAUUUUAGAAAUAUCUUUUAUGUACAGGUUCAAGGCCAGUGUGUGGAUGUCUGAAGUGUUAACUCGCAAAGAUUUUGAUUUAUCAAAAUCUGAAAAAAAAUGUUUUAGGAAUAUUACACAUUAUACUUUCUCUUACAGUGGUUUAAAUAAUACAAAUGUGCAUUUAACAAAAAAUGUCCCCAUUGGGAUGAACAAAGUUCUUCUUAUCUUUGAAAAGAACAAAUAAGAACUGUGGUUUCAAUUUGGGAAGGGAGAAAAAGAUGGUUAUUUACCAGGGGUGAAAAUAGGGAUAACUGAUAAACUCUAAACGGAAACAAAAUUUUAGAGAUUGCUUGAGGACAGGAUUAUGUAUCUGAGGAUGUGAAGCCACAGGUACUGAAGAGCACUGUAAUGAGACAAGCAAAUUGAUGGAUUGCUUUCUAGUUCAGUGCUAGCCAGAUUAUUCCCCUGAAUGGAUACCCAUUAAAUUUGUAUUUGCAGCCCAGUAGUAAUAACUUAACUUCAGCGCCUUCAGAAACAUUUUCUCAUUCUUGAGACAGAUUUGCUCCAAACAAAGAAAGUAAUCAAAUUACUGAUCUCCUUGAAGAAGAAAAAGAAUGAUAUAAACAACAUACAAGAAACAAGGUAAAGCAGUCAUCUUAACCGUAUUCACUCUUCCUGCAUAAGAAAUGGGUAAUGAUGACCUUCUUGACAGAGCUUGUUUGGUAUGUUCUAAUAAAGUGUAUAAUGUAGCCUGAAAAUGUCACUUGACUUAUGUUUGCAAAGAGUUUACGACUUGAAGUUGGUGUCAGAUAUGAAACAAGUUUGUGCAGAUGUAAUGAUAAAUUAUCACAGAAUCCAAGAAACAAUCACAAAGAUUUAGGGGUGAUAAAAGGGUAAAUUACACUCUUUACAAUUAACCAGUAAUGUGGUGAAGUUGAAAAGCACAAAUUGCUUUGUCAUUUUGAAGAACUUUGUCCCCUUUAGUUGAGUCUUGGUCUCUCUGAAGGGUGAGUAAUGCAGUGUUAUUUUCAUUUUAUUUUACAGAAGAAGCACUUGGACCCUGCACAGUCUGGGCCAUUAAUGCACCUUAAUAACAGGAGGUCCAUCAAGGUAAUUGUGUUUUCGCUUGAUUAACAUUCCCAGUGUAGAUCCUCUGAAUUUUAUGCUUGUUACCUGAGGGUAAUAUGGAAAUGGUUGAUGGGGCUGAGGAGAGACACAAUUUGUUACAGGUGGAAAAAUGUAGAAGUAGUAAACUGUUGAGUACGGUUGCUCGAUGUUAUGGAGAAAUGAUUUAAAUAGUUUUUAUAAAACAGAAAAAUAAUUAAAAUACAAUAGUUACUAUUUCAAAACAAUGUUGAAAUUAAAUAGUUCAAUGAAACAGGAACUGUUACCAAUGCCUGUAGUUAUCAGUUAUGCUUUUAAUUAUGUCAGGAAUAAUGUGCAGUUUGCUGGUUCAUGAAGGUGUCUCUAUGUCAGGACUCUAUGACAUACUCACUGGCUAACUGUAUAUUAUCAUACUAAUUACCCACUUACCAAAAAACAUGGUGAUGCCAUGUGUUCUAGAAAUAACUUUAUCAUUUUUAUUGUUUUAUUGAUUUUUAGCUUUUCUGUGACAAAGGUAUUUUCAACAGUGAACUUAGAGGCGGUGUCAUUCAUGGAAACGCUUUAUUAUGCUCAGUUCUUAUAAAUCGCACUAAACCAUAUACUGUAUUUAUGGCGAAGUCAAAACAUCUGCAUUAACUGUUGGUAUUUUAAGAGAUGCAGAAAUUAACUGUAACUUCUUUUUGCUCAGCCAGUCCUGUUUACCCACACUGUGCUGUACAUUGUUGUUGCUUUGUUUCUGCUUUCUUCAGUUUGGUUGAUGUCUCUUCGACUCAUCCUCUUGUACGUCUUACCUUCACUUGUUCAUUUCUGUGGCGUUCUGCCUCCUCCCUUGUUUUCCUCUGCUGGUGACUGGUCGGUCAGUAAACACCCACUAACACUGUCAGAAAGUAAUGUCUUUGUCACAUUGGCAACAGGGAGAGGUGAAAUCACCAACAGCAGUUAUACUAAAUGUGCUGUGUGACUUUCCUCAUAUUGAAUAGAUGUGUAUGACAUGUGGGGUUGACCCUAGCGUUUCCUUAUGCUUCUAAAAAUUAAUAACAAUUAUAGAAGGGUUUUGACCUGUCAGAAUUAAGUAUUUGCAAUAAAGAUUGAUUUGACAGCUGGGUAAUAAAACUGUACAUCAGCGGAGGAUAAAUACUUAUUAUAAUAUAUAAUUAUUAUGGAUGGAGCAGAUGGACACAGGUGAAGGGUAUGGGCAGGAUAUGUAUUAAGGAAAGAUCAAUAAAGUGGUCGGCUGAUCAAUCAGGCAUAUAAUUAGCACUUUGACAUAAUUGGCAUCAUAAAGACAACACCAGAUAUCACCAUAUCCUUUCCUAACAAACACAUUUUCACAUUAACAGCAUAUCAAAUCCAAAACUGUCAUUCUCAAGGGCUUUAAUAUUGUUGUAUUUUAGAGUAUUUAGUAUUGACAGCAAUACCAGACAUGUUUAGUAAUCUACAGCAUAACCCAAUAUCUGUGCCUUUCCACUGAUUCAUUACAAAAUCCUUCUAAAACAUGUUAUUGGCCAAAACAACCAUGUGUGUUAGAUUAUUUUUUUAAAGUUGUAAAUAUUAUUAAAUUGCUGUAUUUUUGUCAAAUGCCAAAAGGAACCAAGCCAAAAAUAAAACCAAACAAGAAUAAAAAAAACAACAUAAUAUAAUAUUGACAUUAUAUAUCAGCAGUCUGCAAACCUGCUCUCUUAUAAUCUGUGUCAGCAUCAGCACUGAAAAAAUUCUAAUCGGUUGAUCACUGUGUGUGUAUUCAAGAUAAAUGUGUUUGAGAAGUGCACUGCCAACUGGCUUGAAUACUGAAUAUGUGGUCUGUUCUGUAGACCCUUCAUUCAGCCUCAGACUAAAAUCCUGUCUCUUUCAGCUGAACUUGAUUGGAGACCAGACUGAUAUACUCCCCAGCCAGCAACGCCUCUUAAGAAGAGAUGCAGCUACUCUAACAGAAGGAAGUCGAGGGUUGCAAAGGACUUUGCAUCUCAUAGAGGUCCAGCCCCUCUGCACUGAGAAGGAUGAAGAGCAGUCCUCAGUCCCCCUCAGGCUACGUGACAGACUUGGGAAGACAAUAGAUCAGGAGUCAGAGGAGGAUGAAUUCUUCAAGGAAGACCUCAAGGGGACUGAGAGUAGACAUACACGGGUUGAGGACAUUUAUGAGAGGGGACGAUCCAAAGAGACUGAUGGCAGGUACUUGGAGGAAAUUUUAACCCUUUGAUUAGUUUGUUUAGAGCAAAAUUUUUUGUCCUAAUAUAUUCUGCUGCUUCUCUCUGGAUUUUCCUAGGGACAAAGGGGAGACUCCAGCAGGUAUUACAAAAGGAGGCUGGAGAUCCAGAGCACUGAGCAGAAAAGAGGAUGCAGAGUUUGCCACUGGCCUUAUAAUAGGUUGAUACACAUUUCACAAUCUGAGCUGAGUUGUUAGCUUCAAAACUAAAACUCAAACAUUUAUAAAUAUGAACUUUUAAGAAGUGCUUAUUCUCAAAUAAGAUUCACCUUGUGUUAAUUCUCCCGGCUAGGUGGUGUCUUUUGGAGUACUGGUUUGGUUAAAGUGAAAUAAGUGUUUUAAAUGAUAGCCACAAACUAUGAAUGAUAAUCUUGUUUUACUCUCAUUUAUUUCAGGAUUAGCUGACACAAAAGAUGCCUUACAGAGGAGGAAGGAGUGCUACAGACAGGAGCUGCAGGAGCAGAUAGCUGAGCAACACAGAAACAAAAAGAGGUACUUUAGUACUAAUCUCUUUAAGUGGGCAGAUCACUUGUUUGCAGGAAGACUAGAAACUAUUAUCUCACCUAUUUGAAGUUAAGGACUUCUACCGUCUUUAUCACACAUACCUUUCCUCUUAAAAUUAUAAAUGAGCAGGACCCUGAAUCUCAUUUUUUGAACACCCUUCUUACUGAGUGCGGUACAUUUAUGCGUAACUCUGUCAAACUUAUUGCAGGGAGAAAGAUUUGGAGCUCAAAGUUGCUGCAACUGGGGCAAAUGAUCCUGAGAAACAGGUCAGUGGCUUCUGGAAACAACAUUGACUUUAGCUUAAAAGAUUGUUGACAGUUUUUAUGCUCACAAUGGCUGAAUACAGAGUCCCACCCAAACUGUCUGACAAGGAAUACAUAACCAUAGCUGCUGGUUAUCUAUGUUUGCAGUUCAAGUCUGUGAAAUGAAAAAUAAAUAGGCUGAUGACAUAAUUCAUAAACUGUGUUUACCUGCAAGCUCAGUAUCAGAAGGUGAUUUGAUGCCAUUCACUGCACAGGUUGAUAUUAGAAGGUGAAGGAUCAGAGAGUGUCCGCAGUGUCAGUCUAGAGAUAUCAUUGUAUCAGCACAUUAUGUCCUCAUCUGUUGCAGCUUAACCACAGACAUAUGUUGACUUCAUUGAUCAUGCACAGACCAGACUGACGGGCUAAACAAACACUCUGCAGUAUAUACAGUUUUGCACGUUGAAUAUGACAACACCAGGCCUAGAAGUUUGAGUUCAGACUCCAGCAGUCUCUGAUUCCUCUGUCCCUCUUCGGUUGAAGUUACACUACCUCCCCUUUUGGAUUAUUACCAUGUGGAGUAAAUUGAUGUUCUCAGCAGGAGUGAGUGCUGUUUUCCUGAGCUUUAUUGUAGCUUUGCAAUCCACUGUUUAUCUAUGAAUACAGCAAACAUGUCUGAGACUGGGUGUGCUCAAAGUUUUAUCCACGUCAACGUUCUUUUUUGAACACUGGACUUAAUGUUAGACUUAUUUCUAGUCUGGUUUUAUUUGAAAGUAACCAGCAAAAUAAUCUUAAAAAACCUAAAAUACAAUGGCAGAAUCAUGAUCAGAGUUUUAUCACCGAUAUAAAAGGGUGAUUUUGACCUAGUAUUUACUUUCCUGUCUUUUAAAGCCAGGUGAAAAUCAGUCUCAAAAUCUCACUCUGACUUUCUUGAUUUUAUUUAUAUUUAACUUUUGUUUUAACCAGGAAUGUCCUAUUGAGAUUAAAAACCUCUUGUUCAAGGGAGUCCUGGCCCUAAGGCAGCAAAAAGUUGAAGUUUCAACACAAUUAACAUGACAUACAAAUUAGAUCAAACAGUUACACGUUAAGGAGGCUCUCUCAAGUGCUCUCAGUCUGGAUUUAAAGUCAUUCAAUGAGAUAAGGUCUUUUAGUUUCCUGUCUUUUUGCAACAGGUUCCAUGUAGAAGAGGCAGAGAAGACAAAAGCCUGUUUUUCCCUGCUCAGUGUGAGCAAAUAGAACAGUGAGCAACAAAUUAUUGUUUGAACGCAAACUGUAAGAAUCAACACUUCUCUGUGUGAUUAAAUUACAAAUGUAUAGGGCAGCAGUCCAAGCAUGGCCUUAUAAAUAAAAGUGUACCAGUGAGCCAACCUCCUGAUUGAUUUGAUUUGAUCAUUUCAAACAAGGUCAGUCUUGUGCUCCUGCUUUUUUCCCACAACCCACCAGAACACAUUUUAUUAUCAUUUAAUAUUUCAUUUCUCUGUUGACCAACCAGCCGGACCGAAUCAGACAGUUUGGUAUGAGCAGGAGAAAGGAUCAUCAGGUUGUGGAGCCUUCAGCAACAGGAGAGGAGAAAUCCUCAUCCAGAGGUCUGUCUUACCAUGAAAGGAGAUUCGUAAAAGACAGAGAGACUUCUCCCCCUGAGCAGCCCCAUGUGGCCUUCCAGUCUCCUUUGCUGGAAUACAGUUCUGCCCUGGGACUGGGGGGUGACGGUCUGUCUCCUAACAGCCAGCCCUCUGCCUCCUCCUUCCCCAGAGCCAUUGACACUCCCAGGUAAACCUUUACAUUUCACUUGAGUGAAUGUUCCUUUAAAAAACUUUUUGGAUUGUGUUUACUUUGGGGACCUCGUGGAGAGACAGAUACUGCUUGCAUUUUUGCUGAUCUUGUCCUGUACGUCAAAAACUAUUGGUUUUCCAAAAAAGACUCUUCCUGCUCUUUUUUGUUGGUCAGAUGUUUCAAUCAUUGACACUCCCUUGCAAUGGAGACGGUAAAAUCAGGCUGUUUCAGUAUUGUACAGUCAUUUUCCUUGUCUGACUCUGUGACCCUCCGAAGUGGUUUCAGUCAUUGAUAACAGAAAAAUCAAUCCUGUGGCGGGUGGUUUUGUUUGCUCUUGUAGCUUACAAGUUACAAUUCUUAUGGUUUCUGUUGAUGUAGCCUCAUAAAGGUCCUCACUCAAUAAAUGCAAUGAAUUACAUGACAGCGAUUUACAGCAGUAAAUUUGAUGUGUCUCUGAUGUAUAUUAAACUGAAGUAGCUCUGGAUUGAAUGCAAAAUAAGCCAUUCAUGAUGUUGUAUUGUGUGUUUCUAGACUUCCCUUGUUCCCUCCUCCUCAUCCUCCUUCGACUCUCAGUGAAGCCUACAGGAGCCCAUAUGGAGAGCCCCAUCACUACUAUGGCACCAGAAACCUACUUGACCCAAACAUGGCCUACUGUAAGCAAGCACCCCCUUUUUUAAAUGACAGUUGUUAUGUUCUGAUGAUAAUGUAAUGAACAAUGUAAUGAUCAGAAGUAGGCUGCACAAGUUAUCCUCACAACUCUAAGUCAUGUUGUCUGUUUAGAUGGUCACCUCUCUGUUCCUGGGGCUGGCCUCCCAAUGCCUUACUGGAAUGCACCACCAGGGGGAGCUGUUCCCUGUCUGUCUGGUAACCACAGCCCUCACAGCCAGCACAGUGGGAGCAGCUUUCCAGAUGCUCCAAGACAGUAAAUAUCUUCUUUAAUUGCAAAGAAUGGUCAGACAAUGGCUAUCAAUAGUUCUGAAGUGUCAGUUUAGGUAUUUGCUCAUCCAGCACACAUGCAUCUUAACCAUCAGGUUAAUCAACUUGAUACAAAUGUCUUUGUGCACAAGCAGAUCUCAAAAAUGAUAACAUAUAAUGUAAGAUACUGUCUUCCACUGCCUAACCUAAUAUUUGCAGGGUUCUGCUUUGAUACUUAAAUUUCAAUUUUGACUUUUUACCAUGUUGAAAUUGGAUCUAUAAAAUCAAAUGCCAUUUUAGUGAGAUACUGGAUUGCACAAAACAUCAUGGUCAAGUCUGAAAUGUGUGUUUCUGUAACUCUCCUCACAGGCCCAGCAGUGAAGCAACCACUGUGGACUCACAAGUCAGAAUCUUCCAUUCAGAGAAAUCCCGAUCACCCAGAGACAGAAUAAUGAGCUACAGAGAUGCUUUGAAGCAGCAGGUCGGUGAAGCAGCUUUUUCUUUGACAUGUGAAACUGCCUUGAACAGAUCAGCCUUUUUCAUGCAUUCUUGUAAACAAGACAUUUCAGUUUAGGGAUAUAAAGAGAAGAGAAGUUUUGGUCCUGAGAUUUUGAUCUGGCAGAUCUGUCAAAAUAAAAAAAGUGACAGGAUACAUGAAUUAAAGAGAUAUUCUGGCAUAAAAUGAAUUUAGGGUCAAACACACCGUAACACUGAGUUAGACAGCCCCCCUCGAGAGAUGAAUGUUGUCGACCGCUUGCUUUUCUAGUUAUACCAACUUUAGUAACAACCGCAGAUAGCAAUACACAGCGGUCUGAGGAGCCAUAAACAAACCUCAACCAAAAAGCCGCUCUAUAGCCACAAAUAAUACUCAGAACAGCACCUAACUUCAUCAACUGUAUAUAUAGCCAUAGCACUAGCCAUAAAACGUCUUCUUAACUUUGCCUAAUUUCUUUAGCAAAGAGACCAAACACAAUUUACCUACUCUCUUCCAGCAGCCACUUGUUUGUAGCCAGACCUCGACCAGUCCAUUACGGACUACAGUGGGGGGACGCAGUUGAAGGAAGAACAUUUAUGAUCAUUUCUUCAUGGAAAUGCAAUCAGACUGAGAUGCUAAGGCAGAAGAACUACCGCGUCUGCAGUGCACAAUGAUUAAUAUGAUGAUUAUUACUUCAAUGAAAUGGCGGAGAAAUGAUCUUAAAUGUUCUUCCUUGAGCUGCGUCAAGUAAUGGAUUGGCCUCAGGUCUCGCUACAAACAAGCGGUUGCUGGAGGAGAGUGGGUGAGUUGUGUUGAGUCUCUUUGCUAAAGAAAUCAGGCAAAACUAAAAAGAUGUUUGAUAGCUAGUACUAUUGCAGGGACCCUACAUGUACUGUUGAUGAAGUUAGGUGCUGUUCUGAGCAUUAUUUGUGGCUAGAGAGGCGUUUUGGUUGAGGUUUGUUUAUGACUCCUCAGACCACUGUGUAUUGCAAUCAUGCGGUCAUUACUACAGUUGGUAUAAGUAGAGAAGCAAGCGGUCGGCAACAUUCAUCUCUGGAGGGGUUGUCUAACUCGGUGUUACAGUGUGUUUGACCCUAACUGAAUUUCACGCCGGAAUAUAGGGAGUGUGUUGAUUUAGUAUGAAGUGAAAUGAAGCCAGAACAAUUUACAGAGGUGGUGAAAGAUUUUUAAACUCAUGCUAUUGGAUACUUUGAAUCUUGUUCAUGGGAUACAGACACCUGUAACAGCUGAGCAUGAGCAGCAUCAGCAUGGGUAAGAAGAUCUGUUUAGUUCAGGCAGAAUGAAAUUAAGUGGUAUCAGGUAACUUCACUGCAUCCUGGUAUGUGAUAUUUUGGCAGGAUGCUUCCCGGAGAUCAAGCAGUGAGUUUCACAACAAGGUAAAAUUGAUGUAGUUAAGACACAGAGCUAGUGUUGUUCAAGCCCUAAAUAUUAGUGUCAGAGUCCUUGUCUCACUGCAAACCCUCCACUUCCUUUGCCUCUGCUUUAUUGCUCCCAUCAGCCUGCAGAUUUACGGAUCCACCUCUUGUUCCUUCCUUAAAAGGUACAAUGUGUAGUAUAGCAGCAUUUAGCGGAAAAUACCUUAAUAGAAGUGGACUGGAGUAUUCAUUGUAUGUUUAAAUUAGGCUCCAAUCACCUAAAUUCAAAAAUGAAUUACACUACCAUGUUUCUACAGCACAGACAAACUAGCAGCCUGUGCUUGUUUGUGUUUGGUGAGUGGCUCAGUGAGAUGCACUGCUUGGAAGACUGAAAAGAGGAAGAGGAGAGCAAAUGUUGUGUAAAAGAAUUUAUGUUGAUCAUGUUGGUUAAAAUCUGACAAAUGGAGGACUACACUUAUCAUGCAUCACAGGAGCUUGUUCCUGAAGGCCACUGCAGCUUCGCCCAUGGGGAGGGGUGAGCAAGAGAGCAUUUCAGUCUAGAAUCUGACUACUAGAUAUUGCUGAAUAUCCUCAUUUCUACACACUGUACCUUUAAGGCAUGCCCCUGUUUUACUCCUCUGGGUUUUGGAGAGUAUGUUUUAACACUAAUGGCUCAUGAGUUGUAUUCACAACCUUUAUCUGCAGAUAUGUGUUAUGUUUGAAUUCAAAUCUGAAAAUUAACUUAUUACAUAUGAUUAUUCUGUAUGAAAUAAAAUGUGUGUUUUUGUCCAGACACACACUUGGAUUUAGUUUUAUACAAACCAGUGAAGUUUGGAUUUUUUUGUAAAACAUGAAUAAAAAAGAAAACAAUGAUUUCAGAACUUUUUCCACCUAAAUUCACCUGAAUACUCUACAAAGAUAUUCAAUGUUCAAACUGAUCAACUUAAAUGUUUUUCUGUAGAUAUUCACUCAUUUUGAAUUUGAUUUACUAACUCGUUCCUAAAAAGCUGGUUCAGGGUCACUGCAGAUGAUCUCUAGUCUGGGGUCUCUGUUGUCAUAUUUUGCGCUUCAUAAUGCUCCACACAUGUUCAGUGGGAGACAGGUCAGUGGGAGAUUGUAUAAUGUUUUUAUUUACUUUUAACACAACGUCCCAACUUGUAGGGUUUGUAUUAUAUUUUUGGUUUUACUCAGUAUUUUGAUUAAUUGUAAUUUUGUGGUAAAAUUUACUUGAAUGUAGAGAUAGGGAUCUAUAACCAUUAGAUACCUUAUAUAGCAUUUUUCAAAAUUCGAAAACAAAAUCAAAAGGCCCAUGAGGUUUUGCUGUACAUAGAGUUAAGUCACCUUGUGUCAAGUAGAUUGUUGGUGCACACACAUCGAUACUUUCUUAUCAAGUGUCUGAACCGUGAACAGGUGUAAAAGUACAUGACAAAGAAUUUUAGUGGUCAGGACAAUGGCUGAACAUGGGAGCAGGUCGAUUCCACCAAAGCUGAAGACAGAGACGAAACAAAAUUUUAUUUAUGUUUGAAAAUGAUUUCUUAUGAGGGGGAAACAAAACCUCAGUGACCAAGCACGUCAACACCGAGCAUCAAACCAAGACAAAAAAAACACAGAACCUUUGACUGUCUGAAGCUUUGACCAACUCCAUCAGCUGCUGCUGCUGUAAAAAUCAUCAUCCAGUGUUGAAGUCAACAUUGAAAUCCAGGUUGAUUCAGCAGGAUAAAAGCCAGUUAGCUAACUAACCCAAGUGAUAUAAGAUUACAUUUUGAGAGUUUCAGGGUCGGGUCGGUGAAAAGAGAAUUAUGUAUAAAGUAAAUAAUACAUUAUCAUCAUGUCUUUAAAUGUCAGGUCCAGAAAAAAAAGGUUUUUGGUGAAAUAUUUGUGUAAGUACUAUAGUUUGAAUGGAAACAAAAAUAGAAAAGACUCAACAGUGGUAUUGAUAAGGACUCAGAAGAGUCUUGUCAUCUAUACAAAUGAAUGAUCCCCAUCCCUACGUUAAAGUGAUGAGCUUACCUUGCCGCACUCAGCUAGUGUGAGAUAAUGACACUCACACCUAAAAGCAGACAAGAGGUCAGAGAGUAUUUCUCAGCGUUCAAAGUUAACUUAUGGGGUUUAAGGACUGUGAUAUAAGCUUGAAAAUACUGUACCACAGAUCCAGGAGCAACAGGAGCAGAGGCGUAAGGAGAGAGAAGAGGCAGAACGGUAUGAAGCCCAACUGGAAAUGGACAUGAAGAACCACCAGCCCUGGGGUCGAGGAGGAGGAGGAGCCCCUCUUCGAGACAGCACUGGAAACCUCAUUGGUAGAUCAGAGAGCAUCAGAGAUGCUCUUUCUUAAAGUUGUACACCAUGAAUAUUUCUGACUUAUUAUCAUUCAACCUGAUGUUUGUUUCCCCAGCUGACCUAAACCAGAUGCACAAGCUGAACGAGGAGGCUUACAUUAACCCAGAGCAGUGGCAGAGAAGAGCCACAGCCACCACCACGGCCCGCCGGGUGGAGCUCCCUGACCCUAAUGAGAGGGUCUCAGGUACUGUACCAGACAUAAGUCACAGAAUCAGGGACUUUCCUUACACUUGAAAACGUCACAGUUUGUCCCACUGUGUAAUGAGGAAAAUUGAACCUAGUCGAGUAACAUCUUUGGUUCUUUCAGUGAAAGUUUCAGAGAAGGCUCCUUGCACACCACAGGCUGUCUUAUUGAUGGACCUUUGAAUCUUUACAAGUCACACAGAUUCUGUAAUCAUCAUUUUAUCAGUCAGAAAAGGGUAUUUGGUUAAACUCACAGCAGAAUUUCUUUUCUCCCCCUCCUGUGAUAGGUUUCGCCCACGUCCAAACCCCCCUGUUUGCCAGGGGCAAUGUCUUUGCCAACCAGCCCUCCCAGCAACAGCUCCAGGAGCAGGACAAGUACAAAGCUUACCUCAAACAGCAGGUACAGCUUUUAACAGCUGGUGGUCCAGUCAGCUGCUGUGGCUUUUAUUGAGCUUCGCAUUUGCUGCCAGGCAGUCAUUAGGUAUUUAGACCUCUAAAAAUGUAGCAAGCUGCUUUUAGAAUAACACAGAUAAAUUUGUUUACAGCAGCACAAGCCAGAAAGAGGUUUUAUUUGUGCCCUAGUUCAACAGCCUGAAAUUAAAAGUGAUUCAGGCUUCUUGAGUUGUGGUAUUUGGUUGAUGCUGUCUCAUUAACUGGAGUUUGUGAACAGAUCGAUGAGAAAAUGCGCAAAAAGGCAGAGGAGCGAGAACGGACGAGACUAGAGGAAGAGAAAGAAGAGAGGAGGUUGGCAGAGCAGAGGGCCCGCAUUCAGAAGGAGUACGAAGAGGAGCAAGAGAGAAAAAAACGAAAGGAGAUGGAAGUACGGAUCCACAAAACUGAGAGUUCACUGUCUGUUCUCUGUCUGGUUCUCUUCAGUUAUUUUUUUUUCGUCUUCUCGCACCUCUUUCCAUUUGUCUUACUCUUUGUCUCUCAGCAAAAAGCCAAGAAUGAAGAACUGAUUCAGCUUGCUGAACAGAAGAGGAAGGAUGCAGAGAGGAAGAAAAAGGAGGCAGAAGAGAAAGAGAACGCAGAACUGAGGAGGCAGUACGAGAGAGAGAGGCAGGCUCGAGUGGAAGAGGUUUGUACAGAGUUCUAUUUCUCCUGCUUUAAUAUUUUGUACUGAUCAUUUCAAGGUGAGAUUCAUCUCUCAGCCUCGGUUUAGGAUGCAGAAGCAGUCGGUGGCGGCGGAUUGACCCAUAUGAGCAAAUGAAAAGUUGAUCAAACUUCUUGAAUCAAUUUUGAUGAUGUAGUCCUCCCUCGAUCUCUGAAGAGAAUUACAUUCACAUGAGAAACUACACUUCAUUAUAUCAACCAUUUUCAAACCUUAUGAAGUAAACUGCUGGCUGUGUGCUGUAGGUCUACAGGGAGCCCUCACCCCCCAUCCCCACUUUACAGAGGAAACAUGGGCUACACCAGUACACCCCCAGGCCCCCCACUGUGGACAGCCUGCGUUCUCCUGCCCCCCUUUCUGUGAGUGUUUUUCACACACACACAGACACAUUUUUCCAAACAGUAUUGAUUCAAAGAGACUAUUUUCUCUGCAGCUCUUUCACGGUUAAGUCGAGUCAUCAGUGCAAUCUCAUUUCCUCUGGGUUACCUUUUUUUACACCUUUAAUGUUUUCCUGUUUCUCUGUCAGGAGCGCUCUUUGUCUGGUCUCCAGUCCCCCCCUGUUCCUGCUUGUAGGAAUCAGCUCCGAGCUGCAGGUACUGUAGAGGCUGUGUGGUUGUGUUUAAAUAUUUCAGCAGGUUGCAGAAUCUGUUCCAUAAUUUGUGACCAGCCUCUCAGUUAUAAAACAGUCCUUAUUAAAGGUGAACAAAUGCCAAAUACCUGGAAAUAGCUUGUUCAGUGCAAAUAUACAGAGAAUAUAUUAGAGAUAGAAAAAAAAAUACAAUAGAUAAAAGUAUAAUACAGCAGAGGAGUGGUACAUAUGUACACAUCUACCUUCUGUGCCUAUUGUGUCUAUGUAUAAACACACUCACAUACACAUGCAUACCCAACAACCAGAAAGAUGAUUGUGCUGUUCAUAUUAACACACGACCUAAAGGGCAGGUGGUGGUCACAAUCUGCACUAUUUUAUUUAUGUAAAGAGCAUUUGAUGAGUCAGCAUUCGUGUAAACAAAAAUACUCUGCACAUACUUUGUGUCCAGUCAGGGUUGAGAGGGGGUUCAGAGUCCAGUGUUUUGGGGGGUAGAGGGGGGAAGUGACAGAGAAGGGAGAGAGUUUGGCUUUCUGACAGCCUGGUGGGUGAAGCUUCUCAUAAGUCUGGGAGAGUGGGCCUGGAGGCUCUAGUACCUUCUCCUUUGAAGGUUCAGAUUUUUAUAUUGCUGGCAGUCAAGUGUCACCCCCCCCUCUAUGACACUAUAAGGGUUAAGGGUAGUUGUUUGUAAUGUUUGUUUGGGAACUUUCAGGCCCUUAUAAAUGAGGCCCACUUAUGCCAAUGAGGCACCCGUCUGUGGUUUAGCCUGUGUGUAUUUGUAUUUGUUUUUAGGAGACCAGCACAAUGUGUUCAGUGAGCUUUCUGCACUUCGACGGCAGCUCCGCAGUGAACAGAAGCGCCUUGAGGGUCAUCUUCAACAGGGUGACUGGGAAGAACUGGACUCUCCUCUGAGUGACAGGUCUGACCCUGACAGAUGCAUCAGUUUAGCCUCAGUAUAUCACUUACAUGUUUUUAAUGUGAAAUUCAGUGUUUGCUGGACUUAGUCAAAUAGAACAUAAAAUCAUCAGUAUGGAUGGAUUCACUUGAGUUCAAAUGGGAUCAGUCUCUGAGUUUUACUCGUGGAUAUUAUUCCAGUUUGAAUAACCAAACAGUUUAACCUUAAUCCAAAUAUAUAAUUCUGUAGUUGCUUUUGGUGACAUUGAGAGAUUUGAGAACAGCUGAUAUUUGAUAUUUAUGAUUUUGGAAUGAAUUGUUCAAACACACUAUCAGACAGACGCUCACUUUAUCCAGCUAAUUGUUUUUAAGUCUGCUUUGUCAGUAUUUUUUAAAACGAAAACACUCAGUGUUAAAUCAGAUUAAUCAGCCGUCCAUAGUACAGUGGGUUGCCAGGUGAUGAAGUCAUAAAGAGACAAUCAACAUCCUGUAAAAAAACAAAAACUGGUCAGCUGUUUUUCUCCUCCUAGCCGUAAAAAUGAUAAAAGUCAAGAGUGUGAAUGAGUGUCUUUGGUGCUUCAUCAGUUUUGGUUUUUGACAUCAGUGUGUAUUUUGGUCAAUACUUGUCCAGAUUCCGGGGCCGUACCCCAGUUGAUGUGUUUGAUAUGGCCAGGCUGAAACUCCAGGCGCCUGUCCGAAGACCAACCUCCAGAAAUGCUGAGCCCAGAAACCUGCUGCGGAUCCAUGAUUCCCUCCAGCUAAAAUAUACAGGUAAAACACUCGCCAUAAAUUCUCUGUAGUCUUCUAUUUCAGACCAAUGUUACCAGCUGGGACUGCUUUUUUUGGGUUUUGUGAGUCAGAUGGUGAAUCCAGGCUGGGGUUUAGUGAUGUUCCCAAACUGGGAGGAGUGGGUACAGCCAACAGGAGGCGGCAAGACUUUGGGGAUCCUCACCACCAGUUCACCAGCCAGAGGUCUACAGUCCAAGAUGGUAAAAGCUGAAGGCAACAUUUUCAUCCUAUCGUUUUAUCUAAUCAAUCUAAUCAUGACUUGUGAUCCACUUCAGACCUGUGCAGGGAACCAGUCUGGAUAUGGGAUCAGGAUAUGAUUAAUAUGCACAACAGUGAUGCAGUUUAAACUCUAGACAAAUUUAACAGCACAUCAACCUGCCAGAAUGAAAGCUCAAAUCCCUCAAAUAUUUAUUUGGAUAGAGAAAUUUUGCCUACUGAAAAACUGAUGCCAUUGACUGUUCUUGGGUUCGUUGGCCCCUCUUCCUCUCAAGCUCUGUAGGAACACCUUUGCAAACAUUGGGUCUCACUCACAAAAGAAUGAAUUUGUUGAUUGUGAGCAGAAUGGAAACUUCAGCCAAACCACCAUUCAUCUAUGUUUCAGUAGGUCUGGUUUGUUUGUAGCUACUCACAAUAUCUACAGUUUGACAAAGUUUGACAAAGGGAAGUGAAGAACCGCUUGUUUUUAUCAGAAAUUCAUCUGCUAUGUUCACGAUAGGCGGAUACCUUUGAAACAUGUCAUUUAGAUGUGAUUUAAAAAAUCCACAUAAAACACGUUUUGCUUCAGAUAAGGUUAAAGUUGUUUUCACAUGUGUUUUCUGUGUGUUCACUGAUAAUCAAAUAUUAAUUAGUCAGUGCUGUGGCUCUGUGAGCUGACUAACUGACAAACUCUCUAACUCUCUGAGAGACGGCUGGUUUAUCUCUAAGAAUAUCACCUGUUUACAUCCCUGCAUGUUUACAGAGCCCUCAGGUGUCAGAUCAAGAAAAACAGCCACGUGCAGAUUCAUGCAUGUGCAUUCACAAGUCCACGUGCACAGGUUGUUAUCCAUACACACAGAUUUGUUGGUAGCUAUUUUUUCUUUUGCUUGGCACCUCGAGGAUCUGUACAUGUGCUUUAUCUGGAGGUCUAGCCUAUCCAUAGGAGACAGGGUUACCCACUGAAGCCGAGGCCUUUGACUCCUCUGACCCACCACACACACACACAGCAGGAGCUGUUUUUAAUGACACCCAAUACAGACUCAGACUGUUGGAGCUCCAGCAGAGAUCUGAAGGAGAGUAUCACACCUCCACUCACAGGAGAAAAUGAUUAUUUUUCUCUUAAUCCCACUUCUCCCAAAAUAACUUUUUUUUUUUCCUCCUUCUGAAAGUUUGUGUCUCUUUCUUCUCUGCUUCGUUUCCGCAGGAAAUACACAUGCACAUUUCCUUAUAUAGUAUUCGUUGUCUAUUCAUGGGCUGACAUUUAUGCUGAUUAGUGGCUAUCGGGAGCGCACUGUCACUUUAUGAUUGAUGGGCAUUCAUGAACGUACUCACAUGUCUAUGAUUAAGUCAGGAUUUUCAGCAGCCUUCAGUAUUUUAGUGUCAAUGACAGUUAUGUGUUGAUCUACUCAUAAAUGUUUCAUGAGUGAGAUCUGUGAUGAUUACAUCUCACCUCUCAUAUUAGUCAAGACUCCACACAUUAUGACAAACAAAGACGCCUUUAGCAGUUUGGCUCCUGUAGUAUGUGGCGUGCAGAGAUGUUUAGGAUGUCCACAGGGGCCUUGAAUAGUUUGAAAGCCGUUAAAUCAAUUAAGUGAAAAUGAAAUUCCACUUUUUUUUUGUCACUUCUGCAAUGUUAGUUAUUUAAUGAAAAGAUUGAAAUUUGUCACAUUUUGUUAGUUUUUAAUUUAGUUUGACAUGAUUGUCGUCAAUCAAGUCUUCUCAGAUUUGUACCUGGUAAUAUCCUGAUUCAUCAUCUGAAGAGGUCAAACAUUAACGCGCCUUUAAGUAUACACUGCUGUCAGCUUUGUCAAGAAGUGAAUUCUCAAAAACACAAAAUGAUGUGAGAAGCUGGAGGACAAUGAAUAUAAACCUGUCACUGGAAAAUAACUGUUAGGCAACCUGAAUAUAAUUCUGGCGAUUGUGUGACGGGAUGAGUAGAGUGAGAGCAGCACCAGUCUGCAUUUCAGUUUCACUUUUCUACAACGUACCUGGCAUAUUAUUAACAUUACAUACACAUAAUAACAAAACAUUAAAAUCAUAGCAAUAUUUUACUGCGUGUCUUUACAAAUAAAGCUGGACAUAAGCCGUUGGGUAAGUGUGUUGGUGUUAAAUGUAGGUUUGGAUGAAUGAGGCCAUUCGGGGCUUCUGUCUGAUCAUUCUCAUGGUCAGAAUUUCAUGCACAUUGCAAGAAAAAGUGUUCCAUAUAGUUGUGGAGAUAAAGGUUUAAGGCAAAUAAUUUUCCCUGGGGUUUUUAAUAAUUGAGUUACUAGAUUUACUUCAGGAACUGGUUCAGCCCUACAAGUCACUCCUUGGAUCCGGUUUUUGACUGGGUCCCAGGCUUCAGUUCGUCUGAGGUAUUAAGUUUAACGCUGUCGGUCUUUGUUUUUAGAUUAUUUGGAUCUGUCUCCACCACGGCAAAACAAUUUUGCGGUAAGUGAGAGGAAACAUGGAUUUGGUUUCAUCUGUUCUUCAGCUGCAAACUGUUGAAAGAAACUGUGAGUUAUUUGUGUCUGUUACAGAGGUCAUCACGAGGUUCUCUGCUGGAGUCCGAGAGCGCUUUUAUUGGUGAGCCGCCAUGGUUUUUAAACAUUGUGUAGUGUUGUGCGUAUUCUGAAACGUUGUAUAGCUGAGUUGAAUGGGACUCAUCUCUUAUGUGUUGUUUUCUGUUGUUUUUGAAGACCCCCUGGGAGAUACCUUUCCAGUACCCUGCACACCAGAGCUUGAGAAAACCCCUCUGUUGUCGGCCAGGGAGAGGAGGAGGGUGGCGAGAGAGACACAGCGCCCCCUGGUACACACACCUGACAGCACACAGACUUUUCAGAUUUUUGGCACAGUGAGGUUCAAACAACAAAAAGCAAGCGUGUAACGGGAUUCCCACUGAUUCUUAAAAAAUAAGGCUUCUGAUUAUCUUGAAUUUACGGAGAAGUUGCUGUGGGUAUUAAAUUUCAAGAUCGUGUUUCAGGCUAAUGAGGAGAUUGUUGUGUGGUAGCCAAGCAUUACUCAGACAGACUAUGAGCAGAAAUUAAACUGUUUGGCUGCAUAAUCCAUUCAUUUGGGGAGUUGGAUCCAGACCCAGAUGGAACCGAGUACUCUAACCACUUUCUCUCACUUCUACGUUAGUGAAAUUAGCAGCCUAGGAAACCACUGCCUUUGGCAUGAUGAUGCUGCUCAGCCAAUCAAAGCUUUAACACAGAUCAGCAUUAAGGCUGGACUCAGUAUUAUGAAGCUAACUGAGGAGACACCUGAGAGCAGAGCUGACACAGCAGGAGAAACCAAGUGAGCCAGGGAAAAGUAAAGUGGAAGAAGACAUGGCGUGCUCUGAAGUGAGAAAUGUGAACAGUGAAACAGAAACAGAUUCUUCCUGUGCACUGUGGAUUUCCUUAACAGAAAUUAUAACAAUAAACCACCUUUAUCCAUGACAAACUAAAAUACACCUCCAAUAACAAAACAUCAGAGCACUCUUUAAAAUCACUCAUAUUUUUCCCACUGUGGAUCGAACCUAUUUCCUUUUAAAGCAAUAAUGCAUUCUUGUAAUAAGCAGAGUUAUGUGAGGCUCGCAGUGUUCAUUGUGUGCUCCAUAAUCCUCUUUCUCCUCCUGCUUUGACGUUUUUAUAAACUUUUCCAGCAGCAUUUUUAUGAAAGUGCUACCAAACACUAGCUUAACCUCAGUUUAGAUGCGAGUUUCUUUGUUCACACUGUUAACAGCUCUGAGUUUAAACCUGUCACGUAACAGAGAAAAUUUAACAAGACGUUUUAUAGCGAUGACAAACAUUAAACAUUGAAGAUGAGGAUGCAGCUAGGAGCAGUGAACUGAGUGUCUGUUCAGGGGUGUUUUUGGACUUCCGGACAACAGAGGCUGAGUUUCAGUUUAAACUGUUAAAGCUACAUCUCACUCAACAGCAGAAACUGUGACAGCAGGGUAUGAGAGAUCACUUAAAACUGUUUGACUCUUCAUGUUUUAAGAGUGCUCAUAAUACAACUUAACAUGUUUCAUUUAUAUCACUGUGAUAUUAAAGUACCCUCUAGUACUAGUGGACCUUCUCAGCAACUCGACUACUGCAGUUCAGAAUAACCUGGCCACUCCAACAUUGUGAUGUUCAUUACCUUGGCUCGUGGAAAUUCUCUCUGACUUUAAAGUUAUUCUGAUUCCUCUAAGACAACAGAAUGUGGAUUUGGACUUGAUAGUGACCACAUUUUAUUGUAAUUGCCCAAUGAGGUAGAGAGGAGCUGAAGCAGAGCGUCACGCUCUCUCUGCUGAUCAGUGGGUCUCACAUGGACAGAAGUUGGAUGAGUUUGUUCAGCAGGAACACAGAGAGCACUGAGACUGAGCCCAGCUGAAGGUUGUUGAUGGCUUCAUGCUGUGGCACAUACAGAGACUUCUACCAAAGAGAUUUUGAUGCUCUGAAAGUCUUAAAUUAGAUUUUUUUAAGGGUCUUAAUAAGGUCUUAAAUUUGAACCUUUGGACAGCUUUAGCGCCAUAAUUGGCUAAAGCUUUUUGGUAUUCAUCAGGUCUGUAUUGGUUUCUCUUUGGUUGGUUCAGGAUCAAGGUCUCUCCUGCCAGCCCUUUGGAAAACAAGAUGACUACAGAGGCAAUAGACGGAAACAAGAGGCCGAGCCCGGCAUGGAGGGGAGAAGUCAGUACAGGACAAGAGGUCAGAGAAAUCUCAGUUGUUGUGGCAGCAUUACCAGUAUGACCUAAAGAAGUCGAUCUGCUGGUUGUUAUGUGUAAUUUUAAUUUGAUCACUUUCUUUAAUGACAUUGAAUGUAAUCAAAGCACCAGAGUGUUUUGUCAAUGAUGUCUCAACCUUAAAGCUACAUAUGGGUUUCUAUUGCUCUCAUGCCAAAACCACAUAAGAAAGCCUGCUGGAUGAUGCAGCAGGUACCUUGGUUUAGUAUUGACCUCUCAGAGUGUUUUUCUCUCUGCUCCUGUCCUCCAGAACCAGCAGAUCCCUCUGAUGAGAAUCCCUCCCCUCCCCGAUUCUCCUUCCACAAAUUAAACCAUCAACGCUCGUCAGAAACUGCUGCGAUGGAUCCCUGGACGCUGCCAGGAACAUCAGACACCGGGCGUGUGAUGACAUAGAAAUGUGUCCCCUCUAAUGGGAGGUGCCUUCCUCUUCACACAGACGACACCUCUCUUUAAAUCAUGAGAUAAUAGUUUGUUUUUUUUGGUCAAAUAUGAAGUACCUGUUUCAUAUUCUUGAUUUCAGAGUCUCAGUAUGACACGCCUCAGUUUGUUUAUGAGCUUUUCUAUUUCAUGAAUUAUUAAAUUAUGACAUGAAUAAAUUAUAUUUUAACUAAA